AUGAAGAACAUCAGAAACUUCCCCACAUCCAACUCAUCCACCGAACCAUCGACUGUCGACAUCUACGACCACAGCACCAGCAACAACCACAGCACCAGCAACAACCACAGCACCAGCAACAACCACAGCACCAGCUACAACCACAGCACCAGCAACAACCACAGCACCAGCUACAACUACAGCAUCAGCUACGACUAUAUCAUCUUGAUCAGCUUUGACAUCUUCAUCCUGAUCACUGCUCUCCCGGCCAACAGCGCCCUCCUGUGGCUGAUGUUCAAAUCCAGACACAACCUGUCCCCGCCUCAGCUCUUGACCCUGAACAUCUCCAUCGUCUGCAUCGUGAUCUGUCUGAGCACAGCGCAGACUGACACUGAAGGCAACAAAAUGCAGAACUUCCCCUCACCCCCCACACCAUUUUCUUCUCCAUUCUACAAUCCCAACUACACCCACUACUACAACCUCUACACCACCCCCUAUGACGACUAUGACUACUACUUCUUCCAUUACACCGCCUAUCCCCUCAAAUUAGAAUUUGAGCAGCAGGACAUCAUCAGUUUUGACGCAGAGAUAAUCCUCAAAUGCUGCGGAACUCCUCGUAGUUACGUGGUCUGGCUCGGACUCCAAAUCUUCAUUUUGUUCACUGCUCUCCCGGCCAACAUCGCUCUCCUGUGGCUGGUGUUCAAAUCAAGACACAACCUCUCCCCGACUCAGCUCUUGGCCCUGAACAUCUCCAUCGUGGGCAUUGCGUACAGCCUGCUUCUUCCUUUUGAACUUUACGACACACUGCGUGAGACUUCCGAAGCUUUUCACCGCCUCAGCAACUCGACCUCGGCUCUAAACAUGCUCGGAUGUCCUUUGUUUCUGAUGCUAAUGUGCUUAGAGCGCUUCGUAGCUGCUGCGUUCCCCAUCAUGUACAUACAACUCAGCAAAACCAAACCCUGA
Knipowitschia caucasica is the source of this 942-nucleotide messenger RNA. The record is from the annotation of a GenBank genome assembly. Lineage: Eukaryota; Metazoa; Chordata; Actinopteri; Gobiiformes; Gobiidae.